Molecule: messenger RNA, 2716 nt
Organism: Acanthisitta chloris (rifleman)
Lineage: Eukaryota; Metazoa; Chordata; Aves; Passeriformes; Acanthisittidae
Product: discoidin domain-containing receptor 2-like
Exons: 16
Coding region: 95-2716 (873 amino acids)
Biological process (GO): multicellular organism development; protein phosphorylation; cell surface receptor protein tyrosine kinase signaling pathway
Cellular component (GO): signaling receptor complex; membrane
Molecular function (GO): collagen binding; protein tyrosine kinase collagen receptor activity; ATP binding
Source: RefSeq, a predicted model, not a curated record
CUCCUUGCUUUGUCUUUCAGAGAUGUAGAUGGCAGCUGCUGCCGUUGAAGGACUCGCACCCAUCUGACCCUGCGCGGCACCUCCGACUGCUACCAUGAUCUUCUGCAUGCUGCUGUUGGCCUCCCUGCCUGAGCCAUCUGGUGCAGAAGUCAACCCUGCUAUCUGCCGAUACCCUCUGGGCAUGCACGAGGGGACGAUACGAGAUGAAGACAUCACUGCCUCCAGCCAGUGGUAUGAUUCCACAGGACCCCAGUAUGCAAGGUUACAAAGGGAAGAGGGGGAUGGAGCCUGGUGCCCAGCUGGCUUGUUGCAGCCAGAAGAUGUCCAGUUCCUGCAGAUUGACCUGCACAAGCUGUUUUUUAUCACGCUGAUCGGGACUCAGGGCCGACACGCUCGUGCCACGGGCAAAGAGUACGCGCGCGCCUACCGCAUCGACUACAGCCGCAACGGCGAGCGCUGGAUCUCCUGGAAGAACCGCCAGGGCAGGAAGGUGGUUGAUGGCAACAUUGAUACUUAUGAUGUGGUCUUGAACGAUCUCCGUCCUCCCAUCAUUGCGCGGUUCAUCCGGGUGAUCCCUGUGACAAAGAUGCCAGUGACUGUCUGCAUGAGGGUGGAGCUUUAUGGCUGUGUCUGGUAUGAUGGUUUGGCAUCCUAUAGCAUCCCUGAAGGAGGGACAAUAGCUGCUCCUGGCUUCCCCAUCGUUUAUCUCAAUGACUCCACCUAUGAUGGCUACCAGGAGCGCAGGCAUCUAUAUGGAGGACUGGGCCAGCUGACAGAUGGAGUGCUGGGGCUGGAUGACUUCACCCAGAGCCACCAGUACCGUGUGUGGCCUGGCUAUGACUACGUUGGCUGGAAGAAUGAGAGCUUCAGCACAGGUGCUGUGGAAAUGGAGUUCCAGUUUGACCGACCACGGAACUUCACCUCCAUGAAGGUGCAUUGUAACAACAUGUUCUCCAAGGGGGUGAAGAUCUUCCAGAGGGUGGAGUGCCUGUUCAAACCACGGCUGAUUGCAGACUGGGAGCCUGAACCUGUGGGAGUGGCCACGGUGCUGGAUGACAAGAACCCCAGCGCCAGGUUCGUGACUGUGCCCCUCAGCCAGCGCGUGGGCAAAGCCAUCCUGUGCCGCUUCUACUUCGCUGACACCUGGAUGAUGAUGAGUGAGAUUUCCUUCCAGUCAGACAUGGAGACUGUGAAUCCCAAUUUCGUUACAGUAGCCACAAGCACUGCAGACCUUCUGGAAGCAGAGUACAACGUUACUGAGGGGACCUGGGAAACCACAUCUUCUGUAACCAGCACCUGGAUAGGAGAGAAGGCUGAUGACUCCAAUACCUCCAUCCUCGUGGGCUGCCUUGUGGCUAUUAUCCUGCUGCUCCUGAUGAUUAUAAUCAUUAUUCUUUGGAAGCAAUAUGUUCAAAAAAGGCUGGAAAAGUCCCCACGGCGCAUCCUGGAGGAAGAUGCCACCGUUCGCCUCUCCUUCUACAGCUACACCAUUGCCAACAACCAGACCCAGAUCCAUCAGUCAAAUCCCACCUAUGAACGUGCUUUCCCACUGGAUUUGGAAUAUCACCAGCCAGCUACACUACUCCAAAAGCUCCCAGAGCUCUCCCAAAGUGCAGAGGAUUCAGUGUGCAGUGGGGACUAUGCUGAGCCCGACCUGACCAAGUCCACCCCUCACCAAGGCUUUCAGAACAAUGUCCCUCACUACGCCGAGACAGACAUCGUCCACCUGCAAGGUGUGACUGGCAACAACAUGUAUGCAGUGCCAGCCCUCACUGUGGACUCCCUUACCAAGAAGGACAUCUCCGUGGGUGAAUUCCCACGGCAGCAGCUGCGGCUCAAGGAGAAGUUGGGAGAAGGACAGUUUGGAGAGGUGCACCUUUGUGAAGCUGAUGGCCUGCUGGAAUUCCUGGGAGUCUCUUCCUCAGAAUUCACUCACCAGCCAGUCCUUGUAGCAGUGAAAAUGCUGAGAUCAGAUGUCAACAAAACAGCCAGAAAUGAUUUCCUGAAGGAGAUCAAGAUCAUGUCACGGCUGAAGAACCCAAAUAUCAUCCGGCUCCUGGGGGUGUGUGUGCGUGAUGACCCUCUGUGCAUGAUAACAGAGUACAUGGAGAAUGGAGACCUCAACCAGUUCCUGUCACAGAGGGAGAUCUACAGCAAAUUUGCCAUUUCAAACAAUAUUCCCUGUGUCAGCCACUCCAACCUGCUGUACAUGGCCACCCAGAUUGCCUCUGGGAUGAAGUACUUGGCAUCUCUGAACUUUGUGCACAGAGAUCUGGCAACUCGGAACUGUCUGGUGGGGAACAACUACACCAUCAAGAUUGCAGACUUUGGCAUGAGCAGGAAUCUCUACAGUGGGGAUUACUACCGGAUCCAGGGAAGAGCUGUGCUGCCCAUACGCUGGAUGGCCUGGGAAAGCAUCCUGCUGGGCAAGUUCACCACAGCCAGUGAUGUCUGGGCAUUUGGGGUCACCCUCUGGGAGAUGUUUGUCCUGUGCAAGGAACAGCCUUACAGCCUCCUCUCGGAUGAGCAAGUCAUUGAGAACACAGGAGAGUUCUUCCGGAGCCAGGGUAGGCAGAUCUAUCUCUCCCAGACUCCUCUGUGUCCUAACCCUGUGUUCGACCUGAUGUUGAAGUGCUGGAGCAGGGACAUAAAAGAUCGUCCCACCUUUGACAUGAUUCAUCACUUCCUGCUAGAGCAAAUGGAGUCAAACAUUUGA